GGCCACUUAUCUUCCUUAGCAUGGUAAGCAGGCAAUAUGGCCUAGUUUAAGACGUUUUACGUUCUUCUCAUUUGGCCCUGUCAAUGCACAUUGUUGAGGUCACUGCGUGGUCCUGAAUCGGUCAAGUAUGAAACAUGCACUGAUAGUCUCAAAAGUCCGCCGUAGGAGCUUGUUCAUGCCUGAGGCUGCACAAGCAGCUCCGAUAACAAACACCACUUUAACUCUAUCUCCUCCCCAUUCAUCAUCCCACUUGUUGCUUCUUCGGUGGUUCUUCAGUCCCAACUUCAUCCCUGAUUUCGUUGCGUGACAACUUAUUCCGACUGUUGUAGACAAACUCUCUCUUAGCUCCCCACUCUUUACCUUCAGGGGUUCUAUUUCUUCUCAACCACCCUCCCCUAUCCUGACGCCGAAACUCACUGCGGGGCUUCAACAUGGCGGACCGGCAGUCGGUGCAGCACAGCCUUAACAGUCUGCUCUCUAAACUGAGCGACCCUGACCCGGACAUGCGAUACAUGUCGCUAAAUGAUCUACUUGGCAUUUUAAAUAAUCCUAAUUCCACCUAUCUGGCUCACGACCAAGUCUCCUCAUCAAGACUGGCUGAGGGCUUGUUGAAGGCCUUGGAUGACCAACAUGGCGAUGUCCAGAACCAAGCCCUGAAAUGUCUUGGCCCUCUUGUCCUUCGACUGCCCUUCGAAAGCCUUGCAUCUCUCCUCGAAAAGCUCACAAACCUGACAGCCUCGCAAACCAUUGACACAUCCGUUCCGAAUACUGCUCUGAGAUACAUUGUGACAGCUCUACCUCGGCCGCAGCCGGGUCAGCCUCCAAGCCAGGAGGCGACAAUGGCAUAUUCGGCCGUCUCUCGCGUCCUCAUUCCCCGCUUGACUGGCCCGACUCCAUCCCCUACUAGUCGGCGUGGGUCGAUCGUCAAGGGCAUGUUAGAGAAGGAUCCGUCAAAGGGCUUCAGCAGUGAUGCUAUUGACGUACUCAUCCAGGUUGUCACUUGCUUUGGCCCCUUGCUGAAAGAGCCCGAAUUGACUGCCUUGCAAAACUCCGUCCUGUCUAUCGUUGAUAACGAUACAGCUGGCACCGUGGUCACGAAAAGGGCUCUGACGGCCAUAUCUGCCCUCGUGCUUCACUUCUCCGAUGCUCAACUUAGCGCUUUUGUCCAGGGGCUGGUCCAAAGAUUCAACUCCCCACAACUUAGUACAGUCCAUCAGCGUCACCUCAUUGCCACCGUCGGUGGUGUAGCGAAAAGUGCCCCGGCCAAGUUUGGUCCCCAUCUUCCUACACUAGCCCCCUAUGUCUUUGCUGCUGUUGGCGAGGAUAACUUAGCACAAUAGUCAACCGGAUCCCAAUAUCGCUUUCCGUAGGCUCGAUUGCGUGAGGGACAUGAUUUUGUGCUGGUAGUCCCAAGCUUUACUCCCAGAACGGCGGCUUCCCAUGUAAUUAGGACUCGCCUUAUAGACAUGAUGAGCCUUCCAGUUCUCUGGGUGCCAUGACCAUACCCUUAAUGAAAAGAAGAAAGCAAUGCAAUGCAGCGUCCCCCCAGUGCCCAUCAAUGGAGUUCCACAGCACUUCCUAGUCCUGGGAAUAGUAGUCGACAAGCUUUUCGUCCAGUCAAGUCAAUGAUCAAUGAGAUAGGUUAGCGU
Messenger RNA from Aspergillus vadensis CBS 113365, 1649 nucleotides. RefSeq lists its product as uncharacterized. The record is from RefSeq and is a predicted model, not a curated record. Gene Ontology annotation, biological process: SCF complex assembly; protein ubiquitination. Gene Ontology annotation, cellular component: nucleus. Bases 432 to 1340 code for a protein of 302 amino acids. NCBI's taxonomy places the organism in Eukaryota, Fungi, Ascomycota, Eurotiomycetes, Eurotiales, Aspergillaceae. The transcript is spliced from 3 exons.